This is a messenger RNA of Arabidopsis arenosa, 689 nucleotides long. NCBI's taxonomy places the organism in Eukaryota, Viridiplantae, Streptophyta, Magnoliopsida, Brassicales, Brassicaceae. The record is from the annotation of a GenBank genome assembly.
GGAGAGUUUUUCUCAAUUUUUAUAGUUUCUAGGGCAUUCUCUGCAGAUUUCUUCACCUUAAGCCAUGGAAUUACCCCCAAAAGUGAAAAACAUUUUGCUUUUGGAUUCGGAAGGAAAGCGUGUAGCGGUUAAGUAUUACUCAGAUGACUGGCCAACGAAUUCAGCCAAGGAAGCAUUCGAAAAAUCCGUGUUCACCAAGACUCAGAAAACUAAUGCCCGGACCGAAGUGGAAGUGACAGCAUUGGAGAACAACAUUGUUGUGUACAAAUUUGUGCAAGAUCUCCAUUUCUUUGUUACGGGCGGUGAAGAGGAAAAUGAGCUUAUAUUAGCCAGUGUGCUUGAGGGACUCUUCGAUGCAGUGACCCUUCUCCUUAGAGGCAACGUUGACAAGAGAGAGGCACUAGACAACCUUGAUCUCAUCUUCCUGUGCUUUGAUGAAAUUAUCGAUGGCGGUAUUGUUCUGGAGACGGACGCAAAUGUGAUCGCAGGUAAAGCAGGGAUCAAUAGCGCUGACCCUAACGCUUCUCUAUCCGAGCAGACGAUAAGUCAGGCACUCGCGACUGCAAGAGAACAUUUGACAAGGUCACUUAUGAAAUAAUGUGUGUGUUGCUCUUCAGAUAUAAUGGUGUUGUUGUCAUCGUCAAUUGUGGUUGAGUGAUUAAACUCUUAAAUAUAGAAGUUACUUCGGA